AUCAGGUUUCUCGCGUUUCACGAUUACCUCGUCUACGCACGUGUAACUCGUUUUAAUUUUCCGCGAUGGAAAUCCGUAAUCGAACACCUGGAAAGCGAUCCCGAAUUAAACCGGCGAAGGAAACCGAGGAACGAGGAAAAACUCACUUCAUCGUGCAACGUUUCGAUUUUACCAGACUGGUCGUUCAUCGUGAGAAUUUUCUUUUCGUUUAACAGUACCGAAAGGGGCAGCGCUGGAUCGCUUGAAGUGAACCGAUAUCGUACGCAAUGAGAACGUUAUUCAAAUUGUUCUUAUCCGACCGGAAAUUGUAAAGUGUAAACUGUGUAACCCAUCCGCGGCGAUAAAUAAUCUGGGGCGAAAUUUUCGUUCGGAGGAAGAUGGUCGACGACCUCGGCUAUGAGAACCGCGCGAGGACGUAGAAGAUGACGCGACGUCGCAAGCGAUCCGUGCUCGCUAAUCUCCGCGCGGUGAUCGCCAACAAAAAUUCGCGAAUCGGACACAUGGCAUGCACUCUGUGCGACCAUUAUAUCUUGGGCAACUGGAUCUACGUGACCAUUCUUGGCCUCAUUGGGACCGUAGAAGCGGUUUACGUGGCUCUGAUGUGUUUCACAACACACUGUUUAAGCUGCAUCGCUUUCGAAGCCGGAGGUCGAUCCUCCCAUGGGAAUCCAGUGAGCAAAUCUGCGGCGUUCAAUGCUCUCUUCCGACGACUAUAUAAUUUAAGGAUUAUAGUACUCGUCACGAACAUAAUUGCCGGAUUGAUAACCACGCUAAUGAUGACAAUCGGCGAUAAAUACGACAUUCCUUAUCUGUAUCUACCGUGGCUGGUGAAUACAAUGAAAGGAAUGGCCCUGUGCGAAGGACCAGCCCUUAUAAAUUUGGCCAGCGCGCUUCUACCUAACGUUACUCUCCCCACAGCCGUUUUCACACUCGUCACUUUCGUAUUAUACGCCGAGGAACUCUGUAUCUGGAACAACGUGCUUGUAAGAUUCCAGCGAUGCUGGAGAGAGUACCACGAUCGGAAGCUUUCCAGUAUGGAGAAAGUUAAAGAGGAAAUGUUUAUCACGAGCAAGAAAUUAUUUUUUCACGGUGAUACCAACGAGAAAUUUCAUAUGGGCGUUGAGAAAUUAAAGUCCGUACAAAAACCUGACGAAUUCUCUAGAAAUAAUGACAAUCGAAUCAACGCGGAUAUUAGUUUCAGACCUGUUAAAAGUACUAUCGGAGACAACGGCGAUUCUAUUCGUAAUCAAUUACCAAACUCAACAGGCUAAUUAAUUUUCGAAUAGUAGAGUAAACAAUUACCAUUGUUAAUUCUUAAUGAAACAAAAACGUCAAGAAAGUAGAAAAUGUACCUGUCUACUAUUUGAUACACUAAAUUUAUAUUUUAUUUUUCUACGAGAAUUGAUUAUACUCAUUCAAUAUUCGUUUGAAUCUUGUACGAUUUUAUUUUAUAAUAAAAGCAGGAUUUAAUCUGUGAGUCGUUGUACCGUACUUUCGGAGAUAGUCAAU
Molecule: messenger RNA, 1509 nt
Organism: Ceratina calcarata
Lineage: Eukaryota; Metazoa; Arthropoda; Insecta; Hymenoptera; Apidae
Exons: 5
Coding region: 423-1271 (282 amino acids)
Source: RefSeq, a predicted model, not a curated record